Molecule: messenger RNA, 864 nt
Organism: Octodon degus (degu)
Lineage: Eukaryota; Metazoa; Chordata; Mammalia; Rodentia; Octodontidae
Product: eukaryotic peptide chain release factor subunit 1-like
Exons: 1
Biological process (GO): cytoplasmic translational termination
Cellular component (GO): translation release factor complex; cytosol
Molecular function (GO): sequence-specific mRNA binding; translation release factor activity, codon specific
Source: RefSeq, a predicted model, not a curated record
GAGAAGAUGGCGGACGACCCUAGUGCUGCUGACAGGAACGUGGAGAUCUGGAAGAUCAAGAAGCUCAUUAAGAGCUUGGAGGUGGCCCGCGGCAAUGGCACCAGCAUGAUAUCAUUGAUCAUUCCUCCCAAAGACCAGAUUUCACGAGUGGCAAAAAUGUUAGCAGAUGAAUUUGGAACUGCAUCUAACAUUAAGUCACGAGUAAACCGCCUUUCAGUCCUGGGAGCCAUUACAUCUGUACAACAGAGACUCAAACUUUAUAACAAAGUACCUCCAAAUGGUCUGGUUGUUUACUGUGCAACAAUUGUAACAGAAGAAGGAAAGGAAAGGAAAGUCAAUAUUGACUUUGAGCCUUUCAAACCAAUUAAUACAUCAUUGUAUUUGUGUGACAACAAAUUCCAUACAGAGGCUCUUACAGCACUAUUUUCAGACGACAGCAAGUUUGGCUUCAUUGUAAUAGAUGGUAGUAGUGCACUUUUUGGCACACUCCAAGGAAAUACAAGAGAAGUCCUGCACAAAUUCACUGUGGAUCUUCCAAAGAAGCAUGGUAGAGGAGGUCAGUCAGCCUUGCGUUUUGCCCGUUUAAGAAUGGAAAAGCGACAUAACUAUGUUCGGAAAGUAGCAGAGACCGCUGUACAGCUGUUUAUUUCUGGGGACAAAGUGAAUGUGGCGGGUCUUGUUUUAGCUGGAUCAGCUGACUUUAAAACUGAACUAAGUCAAUCUGAUAUGUUUGAUCAGAGGUUGCAAUCAAAAGUUUUAAAGUUAGUUGAUAUAUCAUAUGGUGGUGAAAAUGGAUUCAACCAAGCUAUUGAGUUAUCUACUGAAGUCCUCUCCAACGUGAAAUUCAUUCAAGAGAAGAAAUUA